AUGGUUGUCCCUAAGGCUAAAGUGCCGGAUGUUCUACAGCUGUACCAUAGUGGUUGUUCAGGAGGCCACCUGGGAGUUAAACGAACUCUCCUGAAGAUCCGAGAACGGUUUUACUGGGUCCACUAUCGUGACGAUGUCGAGGACUGGUGCCGCAAAUGUACAAGUUGUGCGGCUGUAAAGGGACCUCAUAUUCGUAGUAGAGGCGCAUUGAAAUUGUACAAUGUUGGUGCACCAUGGGAGAGGAUAGCCAUUGACGUUGCGGGGCCGUUUCCAGAAACUGAAAGUGGUAACAAGUAUUUCAUGGUUGUGAUGGAUUUCUUCACUAAGUGGCCAGAAGUCUUCACCAUUCCAAAUCAAGAAGCUUCAACAGUUGCAGAUAAACUAGUUCAUGAAGUCUUCUGUCGUUUUGGAGUACCUUUAGAGAUUCACAGCGAUCAAGGAAGGAAUUUUGAGUCUCAAAUAUUCCAGGAAACUUGCCGAGCUAUGGGUACUCAGAAAACACGAACAACUUCUUACCACCCACAAUCUGAUGGAUUGGUAGAAAGAUUUAAUCAGACAUUGGAGACGUACCUAGCAAAAGUUGUGGAAAAACGGCAACGAGACUGGGACAGGCACAUACAACCGUUUUUGUUGUCAUAUCGAAGCGCUGUUCACGAAAGUACAUCAGUGACACCAGCUUUCGCAAACUUUGGGAGAGAAUUGCGGCUGCCUGCAGACCUGAUCACCGGAAUACCACCUGAUGCCCCACGCAGUAUAACCGAUUAUGCAAAUGACUUGCGGAACAAAAUGAAUGACAUUUAUGAGCUCGUCAGACAGACGGGCCAGCAAACGUCUGAGAAGAUGAAAACACGGUAUGACCGCAAAAUGAACAACAAGGGGUUUGAUGAAGGUUCACUAGUGUGGUUACACAAUCCAGUUCACAGCAAAGGGAAAUCUCCUAAGCUUCAAGCUAAAUGGGACGGACCAUACCGCAUUGUGACAAGGAUCAAUGACGUAACCUACCGGAUACAGAAAUGUGCCAGAGGUACUCCUAAGAUUGUCCAUGUGGAUCGACUGGCGCGUUAA
This is a messenger RNA of Parnassius mnemosyne (clouded apollo), 1065 nucleotides long. The record is from the annotation of a GenBank genome assembly. Lineage: Eukaryota; Metazoa; Arthropoda; Insecta; Lepidoptera; Papilionidae.